AUGAAGCCCAAGGCAUUUAUCUACUUUGCAGUACUGGACCAUGAUUACUUGGACCUGCCAUUCACUGAAUAUUGGAUAGAUGCAGCUCAGAAUGUUUCAGAUAGGGACAUUGCCCGCAUCGAACACAGAACUAGGAAACAGAAUCUGUCGAAAGUUUGGCACCAAGAGAGAGAAUGGCGUUUGACAGCUUCCAGUUUUGGGGAUAUUUCCAAAGCUACUGAUCAACGUAACAGACUGAAGCUGUGUUCUAGCAUCUUUAAACCUCUUAAACUGAAAACACCAGCUGUCUUACAUGGCCAACAAUAUGAAGCUGUAGCAAGACAAACAUUUCAAGAAAAAAUGGGUUUCAAAGUAAAGACUUGUGGUCUUUUCAUAGACUCGGAGAACAAUUAUUUGGUUGCUUUGCCCGAUGGCAUUAUUGGAGAAAAUGCUAUUGUUGAAAUUAAAUGUCCAUAUAAGGGUAGAGAUCGUAAGAUUGCUGCAGACAAGUUUUUCCCAUUCUUGCUAGAGGAUGAUGAUGGUGUAUUGCAUUUAAAACAGAAUCAUAAUUAUUAUAUGCAGGUGCAAAGGCAGCUUAAUGUGUGUAGAAAAGAGAAGUGUUUCUUUGUUGUGUACACAUUUGUUGAUAUUUUUGUGGAAGAAAUCAAAGUUGACAGAGAUUAUUGGUGUGGUUGCAUGCUGCCAAAGUUAGAGUUGUUUUAUGAAAAACACUACAGAAAAUUUCUUGCUGAAAAAUUGUAAAUUGAUGUCAUAAAUCUGCAGUUAAAGCUUUUUCUGUGAAGACUUGUGCAUAAAUUUUUCAU
Molecule: messenger RNA, 803 nt
Organism: Saccostrea echinata
Lineage: Eukaryota; Metazoa; Mollusca; Bivalvia; Ostreida; Ostreidae
Exons: 2
Coding region: 1-741 (246 amino acids)
Source: RefSeq, a predicted model, not a curated record